Molecule: messenger RNA, 1014 nt
Organism: Heterostelium album PN500
Lineage: Eukaryota; Evosea; Eumycetozoa; Acytosteliales; Acytosteliaceae
Exons: 1
Coding region: 1-1014 (337 amino acids)
Source: RefSeq, a predicted model, not a curated record
AUGUCUUGUAAAGAUAGUAGUUCGACAAUAGUAGAGGAAUUUGGUUGUGAUGAAAACAAAACGAUCAAAAUCCAAAAUAAAACAACAACAAGUAAACCCAACAAAUCAAAAAGAAAACCUAUAAGAAGAGGAUACUCUUCACCCCUAAUUCGUGACCUAUUAAGCGAGUCAAACAUCAGAGUUAAUUUAAAAGAUACUCUACAGUCAUCACCACCAUUAGCCUUACCAAACAAUGAUUUCUAUUCGAAGAUGCUUAAUGAAAACAAUACUAAAGAAUCUGAUAACUUGACAACAAAAAAUAAUAUUAAUCAACCAUCAAAAAAAACAAUCUUAAAAACUACACCACAUUCACCUGUAUUUCUAAAAGAUCAUUCACCAAAACCAACAACAGAAAAUCAGUCUAAACUUCAAUCUAAUAUUAAUAACGAUAAUCAUAAUAGUGAUGUUCAAUUGUUAAUGCAAUACAUGUCAUUAUUAGAUGAUAAACAACUUAAACAAUUAGAAUGUUUUAUAGAUAAACUUUAUAUAGGUAACCAGACUACAUUAGAUUUAGAAACCUACAGUCAUACCAACAAAAUAGAUUACUAUUGUUUAAUACAACAACAACAACAACAAAUAUCGAAUAUAGAUUCAAAGACAACAUUCUCACCACAACAAACUAAAAUAAUAUCAGAAGAUGAAAUUGAUAAAUUGUUAAGUCAAAAUAUUAUUCAAUCUUUAAAUAGUAAUUCUCCCAUUAUUCAUUCAACUACAAGAGUAGCGAGCUUUGCAAAGUCAGCUCAAGAUCAAUCAAAGAAUAAACAUUGUCGUGCUACUAGAACGUCAUCAUUGCCACCAUUACCACCAAACAUCCUGAAAUCGAAUCGAACGGAAAAGGAAAAGAACAACAACAGCUACAUCAAUUUGCAAAAAGAUGAAUUGUUAGAACCACUCCUUUCAUUGCAUACCAAUAGCUUUGGUCAUAUCAACCUUCAUCUUUCCAAUCUAAAUUCCACUAUCAGACCCCAGAUAUAA